Molecule: messenger RNA, 753 nt
Organism: Carya illinoinensis
Lineage: Eukaryota; Viridiplantae; Streptophyta; Magnoliopsida; Fagales; Juglandaceae
Product: receptor-like protein 35
Exons: 1
Coding region: 1-753 (250 amino acids)
Molecular function (GO): protein binding
Source: RefSeq, a predicted model, not a curated record
AUGGCUGCCCCAACAAGUUUCCUGAUGCUUUAUUUUGUGUGUGGGUUUAGCAUUGCCUUCGCAGCAACUCCCAACAUUACCACAGAUCAAUCUGCUCUUCUUGCCUUGAAGGCUCAUAUUUCUUUUGAUCCCCAAAAUCAUUUGACAAACAACUGGUCCACAAAUACUUCCGUUUGCAAUUGGGAAGGUGUCUUAUGUGAUUCUAGACAUUACCGAGUCAUGGUCUUAGACCUUUCUUUCAUGGGCCUUGUAGGUACCAUUCCUCCACAUAUUGGAAACCUUUCAUUUCUUGUGAGCCUUAGCAUCCAAAACAAUAGUUUCCAUGGCUCAAUCCCAAUUGAGUUGUCUCAUCUUACUCGAUUAAAAUUCUUUCACUUUGGAUACAAUGAAUUCGAUGGAGCAAUUCCAUCACAGAUGGGAUCGCUUAGUAAACUUAGAGAAUUGUAUCUACACAAGAACAAUUUCAUAGGGACUAUUCCACAAUCUCUGUUUAACAUAUCUUCAUUGCAAAUUAUUAGUCUUGGAUUCAAUCAGCUUUCAGGCACCAUACCUUCCUCUAUCUUCAAGAUAUCUUCCUUGCAAGAAAUUUAUCUUGGACCGAACAGGCUUUCAAGACCGAUGCCCUCCAUUUUCUUCAACAUAUCUUCACUACAAAUCAUUGCACUCGGCUUCAAUAUGCUACAUGGUGGACUAUCUACACAUAUGUUUGAUCAUCUUCCCAAUCUACAGUUUCUUGCUAUUCCUCGUAAUUAA